AUGUCCACUGCUACCCCGUCCUCCACUGCUCCAAGUACCUCUACCAACCAGAAGCCACUAAAACACCGAUCCGUGGUCUCUUCUUUCAUCUUCAAACUCCCCCCUGCUUACUUUUCCCCUCCAUCCUCCUCCUCCUCCUCCUCUCUACCGACUACCUCCAAUUUUGAUCCAUCUAUCCAAAAACCACUCGUGGCUCUGUUCAAACGCUCCGACAAAGUCAGCACUUACACCCAUCACUACGCGCCCAUCUCCGGUUCCAUCGAUUCAACCGACCCUUCGCCCCUUAGCGCAGCCUGGCGUGAGAUUCAUGAAGAGACCACUUUAACUGCUUCCGACCUGAAAGUCCUUCGGCAAGGGAAGCCGUACACUUUCUCUGAUGAAUCAGUCGGGCGAGAAUGGACAAUCUGGCCGUUUGCAUUUUUGUUGAAGGACCCGGCUGGGGAUGGCGGGGGAAGCGAGAAAAGAAUAAAAAUCAAUUGGGAGCACGAGGGGUGGGCAUGGUUCGAUCCGUUGGAUGUGCGAGAUACUGAAGAUUUCGGAGGAGUGCCGAAGCUGAAGGAGAGUUUGAGGAGAGUCUGGUUUGAGAUUGAUCUUGGACUUGAAGCCGGAAAGGUGCUGGCGGAGGGGUGUAAACGUCUGGAGGAGGAUUAUGUGAGUGGGGCGAGGCAAAUGGCAGGUGAUGCCUUGCGUAUCUUGCGGGAUGUGAUCGACAAGAUGGACGACGGUGUCUUGUAUGGAGAGAAUGGAGAUGGGAAAGAGGCCAAAUGGUGGAAGGACAUCAGAAUGGCUGCAUGGCAUCUGUGGAAGAAUGGACGGGAGAGUAUGGGCGCGGCGAUCAUGUCUGCUUUGUUGUCUGCUUUGGCUUCCGUUGAGGCUAAAGUUUUCCAGGACCAUGCCACCAGCUCCAAGAGCAGCGGAAAGCAACUCAAAUCAACCAUCGUCUCCAUUUUGGACCGGGAGAUCUCCGCCCGCCCCUUGACCAAUGACCAGAUUUCCCGAUCGUUCGCCUCCUACAUCUCCCGUAACCUCCCCUCCUUCAAUACACCUCAAAAACCUCUUUCUAUACUGACCUUGUCGGAGUCCUCCACGAUCACCCACGCCCUUUCCCAUCUCCCCAUCCUUCUCCCCAAUUCCGUCCUUGAUAUCCGCGUUCUUGAAUCCCGCCCCCUGCUCGAAGGCGUCUCUCUCGCCGCCAGCCUCGCCAAAGCUCUCUCCACAGAGUUGGCAUCCAGUAACGACCGCCAACACAGCAUCAUCAUCUACACCGAUGCCUCGGCCUGUCAUGCCACUCGCGGGGUGCAGCUGGUGGUGAUAGGCGCCGACCGCAUCGCCUCAGACGGCUCAGUGAGUAACAAGACUGGCUCGCUGUCUGUUCUCCUCGCCACUCAAUACAACGCAAAAGAAGCCAAGGUGGUAGUCCUUUGCGACUCGGAAAAGGUGGCACUCCCUGGACCGCCAGAACAACACGUAGUGGAGGAUCAGGGUUUGGAACAAGUGACGAGGGUGUGGAUGGGCGAGGGUAGUAGUAAGCAAAUUAGAGGGGCUGCCAGGACAGUAUUGAACUUUGCUCAUGCCACAAGAUUUGAGGGGAAGAAGAAAGAGAAGAAGCAUGAAGAAAAGGAGAAGACGCAGGUAAAAGUGGAAGUGAGAAACGUGUCUUUUGAGUGGUGUGCCGGGGGGCUCAUUGAUGCUUACGUUACUGAGGAGGGCGAAUGGAAUGAUGAGAACGUGAAGAAGAAGUCAGAGACGCUUCAGGGUUUGGAGAAACGACUUUUUGGACCCCUGUGA
Molecule: messenger RNA, 1788 nt
Organism: Neurospora tetrasperma FGSC 2508
Lineage: Eukaryota; Fungi; Ascomycota; Sordariomycetes; Sordariales; Sordariaceae
Exons: 1
Coding region: 1-1788 (595 amino acids)
Molecular function (GO): S-methyl-5-thioribose-1-phosphate isomerase activity
Source: RefSeq, a predicted model, not a curated record